Molecule: messenger RNA, 585 nt
Organism: Knipowitschia caucasica
Lineage: Eukaryota; Metazoa; Chordata; Actinopteri; Gobiiformes; Gobiidae
Source: the annotation of a GenBank genome assembly
AUGCUUGAGAAAGAAGCACAGGGGUUAAGGAAUCAGGUCUCCUCCCUGACCAGUGCUCUGGAGGAGGACAGGACUACUCUGGUGGAGACUCAGAGGACAGUGCAGACACUGGAGCUGAAGAAAGAAGUCUGCUCUGUGACAUCUGCUCUGGAGGAGCAGAGGAACAUCAUCACAGAGGGUCAGGAUCACAUGGACGUGUUGGAGAAGGAGACGCUGCAGCUGCUGUCUGCAGUGACAGAGCUCAGCCUCAGGGUGGCGCAGCAGGAGCAGACCAUCCAGGAGCAGAUGGACAUGUCCACAACUCAACAGCAGGAGCUCCAAACUGCUGUAGCUCAAGCAGAGACUCUGUCAGGCAUGUUGCAGGUGGAGGAGCAGAGAAGGACACUGCUGGAACAGAAGAUAGAAGAGCUUUGUAUCAUUCAGACCUCCUCACAGAAGAUCAGCUCCACUCUGAGGCAGGAAAGCAAGUUUCUAAAAGAAACCAUGAUCAUGAUGGAGCAGUGGCAGCAGGAGAAGAUGCUUCAAAAGAAGAACAACAGAAUAGGAUGGUUCUUAUGUGGCUCUCAAGGAGCUUCCAGUCACUAA